AUGUUUAGAUUUUUCUGCAAAAGCUUAGUGUUAGGCUGUUCUAAUAGAGCUAAUUUAUCAGUUCAGAAAGGAUUACCCUAUUUUCUUGACAAUCCUUCCAUAUUAUCAUGUCUCAGAAACAUUUCAUCAGUGAAUACAGAUGAUAUAAAAGAACAUUCCUUUACAGUAUCGUACCUUGUAAACAAAUGUGGGUUAUCUCUAAAAUCUGCUUUAGAAGCUUCUAAACAAGUCCAUUUUGAAUCCCCGGAUAAACCUGAUUCUGUUCUUGACGUUUUCAAGAACCAUAGCUUUUCAAAAGACGAUAUUUUGAAACUAGUGAGGAGACGCCCUUCAGUGCUUUUGUCAAAACCUCACAAAACACUGUCGCCCAAGCUUGAAUUUUUCCAAUCUAAAGGUUUUUCAAGCCCCGAUGUCGCCAAAAUCAUAUCAUCCUACCCAUGGAUUUUGAGACGUAGCUUAGAAAACCAGUUAGUCCCUGUUUUUGAUUCCUUCAAAAACUUUCUCCAAUCUGAUGCCAUGGCCAUCAAAGCAAUCAAACGUUACCCUUCUAUUCUAACUCUUGAUGUUGAAAACAUGGCACGUAUUCUUGAUGUUUUACGAGACAAUGGAGUCCCUAAAAAGAAUAUUGCUCUGCUAGUUCGCCACCGACCUGCUACUAUGAUGUCCAAUCUGGAGAGUUUUAAAAAGCUUAUACAGGAAGUGACUCUGAUGGGAUUUCAUCCUUCCAAGUAUCAAUUUGUUUCGGCAAUUAUGUCGCUGAAGUCCAUGAGCACAUCCACAUGGGAAAAAAAGCUUGACGUGCUUAGGAGAUGGGGUUUGUCUCAAGAAGAAAUUCUUGCAGCAUUUGUAAAGUAUCCAUGGUUUAUUUGCUUAUCUGAAGAGAAGAUCAUGGGAGUGAUGGAUCUUUUUGUCAACAAAUUGGGCUGGGAGUCUUCCUUUGUUGCCAAAAAUCCAAUUAUUUCAUCAUAUAGCUUGGAGAAAAGGCUUAUCCCAAGGGCUUUGGUAUUGCAAUUUUUAGUUUCUAAAGGCUUGGUUGAGAAGAGUUUCAGAAGCCUUGCAUUCUUCAUUACAGCAGAAAAUAAGUUUCGGCAUACGUUCAUAGAUCCCCAUGCUGAAUCUAUCCAGAUAUUGAAAUUUUACAAGGAAAAACUGAAUCUUUCAUCGGUUGUUUCUUCAGACAAGAUUCUUGAACAAGUUGAUAAAAGUGUUAGGUUUGUCAAAGCCAUGUAA
Messenger RNA from Dovyalis caffra, 1230 nucleotides. The record is from the annotation of a GenBank genome assembly. Lineage: Eukaryota; Viridiplantae; Streptophyta; Magnoliopsida; Malpighiales; Salicaceae.